Molecule: messenger RNA, 686 nt
Organism: Cladocopium goreaui
Lineage: Eukaryota; Dinophyceae; Suessiales; Symbiodiniaceae
Source: the annotation of a GenBank genome assembly
UCCCAGUUCAUCCUUGGCAUACAAUAUCCCCGGCCGAAACUUCUCAUGUCUGCCACUGCCAGUCGCACUGAGCCAGGUGAUGACAAUGGCAGCAAUGGCAGUGCAGAAUGUGACAAUGUCAGUGCAAAUUUCAGUCAGAACUGCAGCACGGACGCUGAUCAAAAUUUAACAGGGAAUGCUGAUGGCGGUUGGCUAAACGACAGCAAUUUGACAGCUGGAGGUGCCUUCUCCUUGACAUACAGGGUCAGCACAACAGUGCCUAUGGGGCCUGGAAGCACGUCGUCGUUUUCAGGAAGAGAGCAAUUGUCGAUGCAGAGCGAGGUGAGGAUUUUUGCAAAAUGCGUUGUGCACCAUCCUUGUGGAUCUGAGGAAUACUUUUUCACGAAAGGGUUCAUGAUCUUGUCCUUCCUGCUCGUGGCAGUCUUCAGCUAUAGCUGUUGGAGGCAGCGAAGCGCUCGCGCGGCAUUGGUGCCGGGGGACAUGCAGCUGUCAAGUCUUUCUGAAUGGAUCGGGGGUGAAGAUGAUGAUGACAUUCCGAUUGCUGGGCCACUUUCAAGACGCGCGAGACUUCCACUGUCAAUUUCCCAGCCUGGAAAUGCGGACUACUAUGACAUGUCCACUCCUCGACUGGAGGGACGACAUCCUGGGCGCUGACCGUGCGGGCACGAAUGCUUGAGGCGGUUCAG